AUGGGAUCACUGCAGGAGCAUUCAGCCGAAUCUUUUUUUAACCUUUCUCAACACCAUCACCGAUGCCAAAUUGGAGGGAACAAGACAUCAAAAACGCGGAAAAAGACGUGUCCACGCAAAGCCGCCAAAGCCUGGGGCAUCCCCUACACCACCCUCUACCACCGGCUCACGCCCGGCAGGAAGACAUGCAGAGAGGCCAAGCAGGCGUACCAACGACUCAGCGUAUCCCAGGAGAGGUCUCUGGCUGCCUGGGCCAUUUCGCAGGCGGAGCUGGGAUUCCCCGUCACCCGUCCUCAGGUCAAGGAGUUUGUGUUGAAGGUGCUCGCCGCGCAUGGUGACACCCACGGGCUGCAAGAGGGAAAGGUAGCAGAGACACAGGAAACGGGAGAGGCAGAGGCCGGAGCAGGGAUAGAAGCUAGAGCAGCGGCACAGGAUGGGGCAGGGGAAGGAGCUGGAAUGAUGACAGAACUUGGAGAAACGACAGAAGCUGGAGGGGUGACGGGAAGUCAGGCAGAGGUGGAGGAUGAAUCAGUGGUAGAAGCUGGAGCAGGGACAGACGUCGAGGCCGAGGCCGAGGUGGAUGAAGUGGACAUGGAGACCCCAGCCGGCCAGAAUAACAACGAAGACAUGGAGACGUGGGAGCCGUGA
Molecule: messenger RNA, 648 nt
Organism: Colletotrichum costaricense
Lineage: Eukaryota; Fungi; Ascomycota; Sordariomycetes; Glomerellales; Glomerellaceae
Exons: 2
Coding region: 1-648 (215 amino acids)
Source: RefSeq, a predicted model, not a curated record